This is a messenger RNA of Phoenix dactylifera (date palm), 4581 nucleotides long. RefSeq names its product F-box/kelch-repeat protein At5g15710-like. Lineage: Eukaryota; Viridiplantae; Streptophyta; Magnoliopsida; Arecales; Arecaceae. The record is from RefSeq and is a predicted model, not a curated record. Gene Ontology annotation, molecular function: protein binding.
AUAGGACCAGCUCGGAAUUGAAAUAAAACAAAACUCUUGUCAGGGAGCGGCUGUGGGCCGGAGCUCUCGUCCUCGCUCUCCCAUCGGAAGAGCUUUUCAAAAGGUUCUGCACUUUGGAUUUCUGAAGUCAUGGAAAGAUCCAGAGAAGUACGGCUGCAAGUGGUGAAAAAUGGCGCCUUUGGAGAAGAUGAGUCUCUGAGAUGUCCGGUCCCUUUGGCCAGAACUGGAUCUCGAAAUACAAGCCCAUCUCGGCAGAAGGUGAUCAAGACCAAGCCCAGGGGUUUUGAUGAGGAGACUGUUGCAACAUUUGGUAAAGUCAUUCAUGCUGAUAUCCAAAUGGAAGAUAGGAUUUGGGCACUAUUGCCCGAGGACUUGCUAAUUGAGGUUCUUGCUAGGGUGCCUCCUUUCUUGAUCUUUAGGCUGAGGUCAGUUUGCAGGCGAUGGAAUUCGAUUCUUCAAGACAGUAGCUUUCUCGCAUGUCACUCACAAGUUCCUUCACAUGGACCUUGCCUUCUCACAUUCUGGAAGAACUCGCAUACUUAUCAGUGUUCUGCAUUCAGCCUACCAUUGAAGCAAUGGUAUAAGAUCCCGUUUGGUUUUUUACCAGAUUGGGCAUUCUGGUUAGUUGGUUCUUCAGGUGGUCUUGUUUGCUUUUGUGGAUUGGAUGGGCUUAGUUUUAAAACCCUUGUUUGCAAUCCCCUAACUCAGACUUGGAGGACAUUGCCAUCAAUGCACUAUAAUCAGCAAAGGCAGUUGAUCCUGGUUGUUGAUAGGGCAGGGCGUUCAUUCAAGGUAAUUGCAGCAAGUGAUAUUUAUGGAGACAAAACACUGCCUACGGAAGUUUAUGAUUCAAAGCUUGACAGUUGGUUUGUUCAUCAGAUAAUGCCAGCUGUUAAUCUAUGCUCAUCAAAGAUGGCAUUUUGUGACUCAAGACUGUAUCUUGAGACUCUUUCACCACUUGGCUUGAUGAUGUAUCGAGUAGAUACAGGGCAUUGGGAACAUAUUCCAGCCAAGUUUCCACGGUCAUUGUUGGAUGGCUAUUUGGUUGCCGGUGCUCAAAAGCGCUUGUUUUUGGUUGGAAGGAUUGGACUUUACAGCACUCUCCAGAGCAUGCGAAUCUGGGAGCUGGAUCAUGCUAAGACGGUGUGGGUGGAAAUAAGUAGGAUGCCACCAAAGUAUUUCAGAGCGCUGUUAAGGUUAUCGGCUGAAAGAUUCGAGUGUUUUGGCCAGGAUAACGUUAUAUGUUUUACAUCAUGGAACCAAGGGAAAGGUCUUCUCUAUGAUGCUGAUAAGAAAACAUGGUCAUGGAUUGCAGGCUGUGCAAUCCAGUUGUGCAACAGUCAGGUUUGCUUUUAUGAGCCAAGAUUUGAUACGUCCAUCUAUUGAGUGCAGAGCUCGGGCAUCAUUUGGGUGGAGGAAGGUUGUCAAAAGGUGGUAUUUGGAUAGAAUGGCAUUCUUCCUGCUUACAUCAUAAUUAUGGACAAUUUGAUCAUUUACUGAUGAACUAAUAAAGUUUCCUUCUUGUGAAGAGGAAAUAUCUUUUUGUCUACAUAACUGAAGAAUGUGUAGAAAAGUAAGUAGUCCUACAGGCUUGACAUGAUCAUAUCCAAAUGUCAAGGUAUACAGAAAGUAAGUCAACCUAACAGGAUAUGGCUGUUGCUGUGGUGGGAGUGUUCUGACCACAUGGAGCUCUACUAAUUCUGCUUAAGAUUGGUCUGGAAAUGGGUUGUAAACCAAAUGCAUCUCUGUCGCAAAAGAAACCAUUUUAGCUGCAUUUCCUUUGAAAACUUGCUCAAUUUAAUUUUACCAGUCUGUCUGGCAAGGAAAUAUUCUUUUACUGUUUUUAUAAUUAUCUGGUUCGACAAACUUGGGUUACCAAGAUCAGUGACUCAACAGAUACAUGCAGUCUGAUGAUGAAGGCUGUGGUACUACAGAUAUUCUGAAGCAAUCAACACAUUCAUCAAUUCACAUUUGUAAGUUUCCAUCCAAAGAGAACAUAUUACAAUUCCACUUUUUUUUUCUUUUAGUUGCGUGACCUUAUAUAAUUUUCUGUCUGGUGAGGUUACAGAUAUGAAGUUCGUACUAUUUGCUUGCCUUUAUGCUUCUUUUAUUGCAUAAAACAUCUGGAGAUACUUUGCCUACCCGAAAUAGGUAGAUCAAGAUUUCAGGAUAUGGUAAGGGCCCUGUAUUAGUUAACUAAUUUUAAUCUAAAUGGCUGAGUGAUCCAAUCAGAUAUUGCUUGUUAACUUCUUUUUUUCAUUUUAUUUGAUGUUCAUGUUCUUUGGUUUAGAGGUUGUGUGGUUUGGUGUAAGCAGUGGACCAACAAUAACAUGUUUUGUGAUAGGCAAUUUCGGCUACAGUAAUUCAUAAAAAGAAGUCUAAGUUGAAUUCAUUAUCAUGUUCUCUAAAGAUUUGAAGGACCAAUUUGUUCUUGUGCUUCAAUCUUGAUUAUCAAUGGUCAUUAGAGAUAUUUAAGUGGAUAUUUCAAUUGUUAUGGUGCUAUUUGUAUGCAUCAUUGGAUCUCCAUGCAAAAUAUCCUCCUUUCAUUUGCUUCUGAAGGUAGAAACAAAAUUUCCGUUGCCAUCCUUCAGCUUAUAUGGCACCAUAAGAGUGAGUUUUAAUACUUUUAUGCAUGAACUAAGGAGGGAUUUCGAAUGUGCUUAACAAAACCUGAUAGGGCACUCUAUUAAAUCACUUGCCCUUUGAGGUAGAAUGUUGUAGGGAAAUGUAAUUGAAUUUUUAAGGAGGGAUUUUGAGUAUGCUUAACAGCAUGAUCGGUCACUCUAUUAAAUCACCUUCCUCUUGAGGUAGAAUGUUGUUGGAAAAGGUAACUGAAUUUUUAUAAAUUAUAUUAACUUUCAAGAAUGUGAAAAGUCUCCCUUUGGCUACCAGAAGUUCCAGUUUUAUAUUUGUGCUAGAGGCUUGUUAGUGAUAAAUAAGCCAAUCCAAAGGGCAAAAAUUCAAAUGAAUUAUGAACAAAAGGAUCUUCCAGAAGGUUUAAUAUGUGAAUAGCAUCACCAAGUUGGAUCUUAUGAUCAAAGGAAUUGUAUGGUCAUAAAAUGGAUUUAGAUCAUAUGAUUCUAUUCCGUCUGUAUCCAGGGAUGAGAUUCAAAUUGUGCAGAGGGCCAUCUUGACCCAAACCAUAAGAUCCUGACAACAAUGCUUGGAUGAUCUCUCAUGUAUUUGUCUGCCCACAAUCAGUACUUUGCCUGUAUUUGCUCGGAAUGCAGGGCACUUAAGCUUGUUUUGGUGUGUAUGAGACUUUGAAAAUGUAUCCAUAAAUUGUCUAAAUUCCUUUAUUAGUAAGAUUUCUCCAGUACAAGUUAUAUUUCCAAGAAUCAAGUGUCUUCCGUAAAUGCUGCUUAUGAAAAUAAUCCAUAAGGAUGAAUGCUGUAUAUAAUUUUUCUGUUUUCAUUCUCUUAAUACUUGUCUAGGUAGCUGAACCGUGAUACAUUUGCAUGAUGACAAAACAAACAAUAUUUCACUCCUACAUUGCUCCUGGGUUGGUAGGCAAAGAGAAGAAUCAUACUCAUCCUCAAUUAUAUUACCUGUUUGGUCUUUAAACAUAUUAUCAUGGAUCUUGAAAAAAUUUUAUAUUCUAUCAUACCUUAAUACUGGUCUGCAUAGGUGAACUGUUAUGCUGAUGACAAAACAAACGAUACUGCUGAGUUGCUGCUGCAUUGCUUUUGGAUUGGUAGGCAAAAAGAAGAAUCAUACUCAUCCUCCCUCGUACUCUCCUGUUUGGUCUACAAACAUAUUAUCAUGGAUCUUGAAAACUUUUAUUAGUUCAUCUAACUUUAUUUGCAGGGGAUCUAUAUCUGGACCUGCCCAUUUUCGCUGAUUGAUUAGCAGUUGGAUUUUCCAAGGUGCUAUGACAUUUUUCGUUUUUGACUAUGAUGAUUUUGGCCACUCUGGCAUAGCAAAAGCAUGUUAGAGGAUUCAUUGGUCUCUGGAUGGUUCAAGUGGAGAUAUUUCUAGAAAUAAUAUAAACUCAAACAAGAAAGAAUUUAGCAACCAGAGCUAACUUGCUUCUGUUGUCUCAGUUGGAUUCAUGGUUCUGGCAGGAUUUAGUCCAACACCUUGUGCUGAAAUUGUUUCAGAUAAUGUUGGAGAUCUUCUGGUACAUGAAGGAAAAUUGAAGCACUUCGCAAUUCAACUCUAAGUUGCUGCUUUGAUCAAAGGAAAAUUGGAGGCAGCUUACUGUAACACUGACCUGAAUCUUUAUAUUGCAUCAAGUAACAUGAAACCCAAUUUAUCCCAUUAGUUGCACGUAGGUGUGACUUGGAAAAUAGUGUCCUUGGUUUACUAUUCUGCAUGUUUAAUCUUGCAAAUGGUAUUCCGAUGUUGUGUUUUACACAUAAAUGCGGCGCUAAUUGAGAGACUAAGGGAGUCGGUUCUUGGUGCGCUCUGAGACUUAAGGGUUCGCAUAAUUCAGCCUUCAAGGGAAAGUUUGAAGAAUGUGAAAUUCAGUGGUUUGCCUUAAACUGCGUUGUUUCUCGAACUUUCAAAGUCAUAUUAGAUUUAGUUCGAAUCACAGAAUUGAUAUAAAAGAAAAAAAUAUAAAAUUGUAUCGGCUUGUUA